UGAUACCGGAUGAUCCUUUCAGGCCGCGCCGGAACACUUUGAAGCGGUCUUGGAGCACCGUGGGACCGUUUCCUCGCUCCCUUUGGAUCCAUCCAGGUGUACCGGAGGAUGACUUUGACCGAGUCUGUGCCAAAAUAUGGAGAGACUCGAAGAAAGCUGGAUUUGGAAUAUGGUCACACAUGGAGAAGGACAGCAUGGCCCCAGCUAACGAACACCCACCGGAUCAGGACAUCCCACCGGCUCCGGACGGGCGCGUAGAAGAGGACCCCGUGAGGCCUCAAAACAUCCCCUGCGAAGUCCGAGACAAUAAGUGUCCUGUUACACGGAGGAAACCUAUGCUUAUCAAAAUCACAGAUCCAAGGCUGGAUGAGAUCUCUCUGAUGGUGGAGAGGGAGUUCCAGACUUUGACGUCACAGACAGAGAAAGAACGACGUGGCCUCUCCGACUCCUCUCAGCGCCCUGACGAUGUCCGGUGUGAUGACUGUUCCCAUGGCGAUGACCCCAUAUGGGAGACACAGGUGGAGAAGAAGGAGGAAGAAAAGUUGAUCCCAGAGGAGGAGCAAAGGAGGGACAUUGAGAAGUUCCUCAGGGGCCUCCUGAUCCCAGGGCAGGAGGAUCGAGGGGAGGAAAGUUCCAUCAUGGGGGAACCUCUAGACAUACCUAACCUGCUGAACCCCGACCUCGGUUCUAACCUCUCCCCUUUAGUUCCCGACUUGCUCCCCGAUCUCUCACCCUUGCUCCACGACCUGGCCCCCAACCUGACCCCCAGCGAAGACGACUUCCCCCCUCUCCCGAGCGCCGCGUCUCCAUGGCAAGGUGACAGGCUGUGGCAGGGCUCUCCGCCUGCCAACCUCCCCACACCUCUCAUCCCCAUCCCUGGCCCCUUCAACCUUCUGGGCAAAGUGGCUGCCUGUAUCAAGGCCUCAGCUCCAGCUCAAGCCCCAACUCCUGCCCCAGUCCCAGCUCCAGCCCCAACUCCUGCCCCAGUCCCAGCUCCAGCCAAGGUCCCAGCAAUCCAGGUCACGGCCUCAGCCCGUUCUUCAACUCCAGCCCCAGUCCCAGCUCCAGCCAAGGUCCCAGCAAUCCAGGUCACGGCCUCAGCCCGUUCUUCAACUCCAGCCCCAGCAAAGGUCCCAGCAAUGAGGAUUACGGUCCCAGCCGCAACCCCUGCUCCAGCCAAGGUCCCAGCUACCAGGAUUACGGACCCAACCAAGGCCCGAGCUCCAUCAACAACCCAGCAGGAGAUUUAUGACCUGAUGGCUGACUUCCCAGCCCUCCAGCCCCAGGGGAAAGCACCUCCACUGGGUUUGCAGCAGCCUGCCAAUGCCCCGUGCCGGGCUCCGACCACCAAUGUGGAGCUACUUCUCCAGGACCUACCCUACAGCGCCUUGUUCAAGGCCCAGGAAGGUGACCGGGAGCUGGGCAGACAGGAUGGUAAAAGAGUGGCCAAGGGACCCAAGAAGAUGGAGUCUGAACCCGAGGAGGAACCUCAAGACAUUACCGUUGUUACUGAUGAUGUUGACCAGUGGCCUGAGAUCACCACUACCAAGCAGCCUGCAUUCACCCAAGCCACUCAACAGGUUAUAGCCGACCGCUUGACAUCCAAUGCAUACAUCAAUGUUAACGGGACGGGUCUGCAUGCCAAAUGGGAACCUAUUUCCUACAGAGUGCACUUCUACUGGGCCCACGGGGGCUCUGGUCAAAAGGACAUAGUGCCAUUUGGGAUGCAGGCAUAG
This is a messenger RNA of Oncorhynchus gorbuscha (pink salmon), 1736 nucleotides long. Its product is annotated as zyxin-like. Bases 180 to 1736 code for a protein of 518 amino acids. The transcript is spliced from 4 exons. Lineage: Eukaryota; Metazoa; Chordata; Actinopteri; Salmoniformes; Salmonidae. The record is from RefSeq and is a predicted model, not a curated record.